AGCGCUGAGCAGAUGUUGGAGGCACCUGCUCUGCGACAGCAUGUGUUAAAUAUGUCACUUAUCUCUGCAGCUUCUCAGUAAUUCACUCUUAAUUUGCAUCGCGUUGGCGGAUAAUUUACUGACAAUGUCGUGAUUUGUACCGCAAGCAAACCUUACACCAGAGCUUCUGCGUUUCCACAACUACCUGAGCACCGCGCAGUGAUCUCCUCCGCACCUCGACAGCGGCUAUCGGUGACUGCAGCCCGCUUCUGAGCGCCCUGUUCCCGCCGCCGCAGCAGCAGCGAUGCCUCCCGGUGUUGUUACCGCCCCACGGAGCUCGUCGGCCGGCUGCUUCUGCGCCUGCUGCGGCGUGAAGCUGAGACCUUAUUUCACCGAUAACUCCGUGAUCUCUCAGGGGGAAAUUUAUCAGCUCAUCAGUGAAAGUUUCCUGACAGUUAAAGGAGCUGCUCUCUUCUUACCUCGAGGAAAUGGCUCCUCCCCGUCUUCUGCCUCUCGCUUCUCCCAGCUGCGCAGUAAACAUGCAGGAGACAUCCAGCAACAUCUGCAAACCAUGUUCACUCUCCUCAGACCAGAGGACAACAUCAAACUGGCGGUUCGUUUGGAGAGCGCCCAUCCUCAGGUCACCCGUUACAUGGUGGUGGUCUCAACUAAUGGUCGUCAGGACACGGAGGAGAGCGUGGUGCUGGGGAUGGAUUUUAGUCCGGUCGAUAGCUCAUGUUCUGUAGGGCUGGUGUUGCCCUUAUGGAGUGACACCUUGAUACAUCUGGAUGGAGAUGGAGGUUUCAGUGUGUCAACCGAUACCAGAGUCCAUGUGUUCAAGCCCGUUUCUGUGCAAGCCAUGUGGUCGGCCCUCCAGUCACUGCAUAAAGCGUGCGAGGUGGCUCGUUGUCACAACUACUUUCCAGGCAGCUUGUUCCUCACCUGGGUCAGUUACUAUCAAAGCAGAGUCUCUUCUGAUCAGGCCCGCAUCAACGAGUGGAACGCAAUGCAGGAUGUGCAGUCACACCGUGCCGAUUCGCCUGUACUCUUCUCUGAUGUACCGACAGAAAGAGAGCUGACAGAGCGUCAAAUCAAAAGCAGUUUGAGGGAAAUCAUGAUGCAGAAAGAUCUGGAGAAUGUCACCUGCAAAGAAAUCCGAACAGAGCUAGAAAUGCACAUGACAUGCAACCUGCGAGAGUUCAAGGAGUUCAUCGACAAUGAGAUGAUUGUCAUUCUGGGCCAGAUGGACAGUCCGACCGAGAUCUUUGAUCACGUCUUCUUGGGAUCUGAGUGGAAUGCAUCCAAUUUGGAGGAGUUGCAGAAGAGUGGAGUUCAGUACAUCCUGAAUGUAACGAGGGAGAUUGAUAACUUCUUCCCUGGCGUGUUUGAGUAUCACAACAUCCGUGUUUACGACGAGGAGGCCACUGACCUGCUGGCCUAUUGGAAUGAUACCUACAAGUUUAUAUCCAGAGCCAAGAAAGCUGGGUCCAAGUGCCUGGUGCACUGUAAAAUGGGCAUAAGUCGCUCUGCAGCCACAGUGAUUGCAUAUGCCAUGAAAGAGUAUGGAUGGGAUUUGAAAAAAGCCUUUGAUUACGUCAAGGAGCGUCGAACUGUGACCAAACCCAACCCAUCUUUUAUGAGACAGCUGGAGGAAUAUCAGGGAAUACUCCUGGCCAGCAAGCAGAGGCACAACAAACUGUGGCGUUCUCACUCCGAUAGUGAUCUGUCUGAGCACCAUGAGCCACUGUCUAAAUCCUACGCCCAGCCCCACAGCCUGGGUCGCUCAGACCCUCACAACCAGGCGAGCAGCACAUCUGGUCCCUCUGUGAAAGAACUGCUGGAAUCACUGGGAACUUCAGCCAGCGCUGUCAAAGCAUCACACUCCACUAGCCAGCCUGAUACUGGUAUCAGGUCCAAUCAGUUUGGCUCUUCUUCCCUUGAGGGGGUGGCGGCUCUAUCAGGUGAUGCUGAAGCUCGAAGCCCUAAGGCUGCCUCUCAUUCUGCCGUAGCCCAGAGUAGCCAGCCGCACCCCCCUCGUCCUCACUCCACAGGUGGUUCUGUGUCUUUAUCUCCCCCUCUCUCCAAUGGCUUAUGUGACUCUGCGGAGCAGCGCUCAUCACCUCCUGUCUCCCAGCCAAGGGCUGCCACUGUGGUGCCUGAGCCUCAAAAGACAGAUGUGGUGACCGUUGCACAAAGCGUUUUGGUUAGACAACCUCACCCGCCUCCAUCUCUGCACCACAUCCCCCCCUCUCCUGCUUCAUUCCCUACUCCGGCCUGCACGGAUGACGGGGUUAUCAAACCAGCGUCGUCCUGCUCUGUGUUAAAACCAAUGUUAGUGUCAGUGCCUGAGCCCAUGACUACACAAACACCAAGCACACAACAGGCUGGACCCUCUCCAUCUGCACCAGUGCUGGUCAAAAAACCAGACUGUGAUCCACAGACAUGUGGAUCAUCUUUGGAUGGUUUAGCCCCCCAUCCUUCCUCCAAUAAUGAUUUUAUCAGCUAUCCCAGUGCCAUUCCACAUGACAAUGUGAUGUUGUUUGGCCACAGCGCAGAUCACAUUAAUUUUUUCAGUGCCAGGGAAAAGUUCAAGGGAAUGAGUCAAGAUGGUAAAAGUCACUGUGCUGCAGGACAGCAGUCACCCCUAGUGAAGAGCUGUGGCAAAGAAGCCCCACCUCAAGAGUUCUCCACUUGUGAAAGAAAGGAAAUCCAUGUCCCUGUGCAGGUCACAGGACUGAAGCCCACAGAGGCGUCACCUCUCGACCUUCCUAGCCAACCAGAACCUCAAGGCCCCCAUGACCAGGAAGUGAGGAAGUCGAGACAGGAAAUGGAGGUUAGAGAUGUUUCCUCACAGAAGGAAGCAGAGAAUGUAAAAGAGGAAGCAAAACACAAAGAGGAGGAAGAAGGGGCUCCUGCUCGUCUCUACAGUGACUGGACAAGGGGGUCCGUUCGACGUGUCACGCAACAGCUGGAGCAAAGAAUGAAACACGAGACUCCUUCACCUUCAUCUUCUCCGCCAUCCCUCUCCGGCAGCACCUCCUAUGCUCAGCGGCGUCCUCAUAGCAUCCAUGUUGCAACAAUCUCAAAUCCCCAGGAUGCAUCCGUUUGCUCGCAAGUGUCAGUGACUGGCACUGUGCACGAAGAGCAGGAGGAGGAAAAUGGAAAGUUAAGGCCAGUUAAAAGGGAGAAUGCUAAUGUAGUAGAGAUGGGGGCGCCAGGAAAUAAUGACAAAAGCACAAAAGGACACAAAGUCCAGCCUGCUGAUAAUAGACUGCUCUCUACCUCGUCUUUCCACCACUCUGCCCAGUCUCCCUUUGCCUCUGUGAACUUCCUGUGUUUGGAGGGCGUGACCGAGCUCGAGUCAGGCACAGACUGGGACUGUUCAAUAGAGGGACCCCACAGUGACUUUAUCAUGAGGGAAACGUGGGAGACUUUGUGUGAGCUGGGUGCCUUCUUGCAGCAGGUGAGCAUGGGUGGAAGCGGCACGGCCAGGCGAGCGGACCAGGCUUUUGGCGCCACUCAGAAGCGAGGUAGCAGCAUCCAGAAGAGGGUUAGAGAGAUGGAAGCCAGGAUUCGCCAGGCAGGGCUGACCCCUCCAUCCCUGAUGAAGCGUUCAGCCUCUCUGGCCAAACUGGGCUGCUUGGAGCUGCUCGCCAAUGACCUGAGUGAGUGGGAGCUCAGCCGCUCCACAGCCGCUCCGCCCUUAGCACAACCACCAGUCCACACAGUUAGUGAUGAAUCCAAGAAGCAGCGGGUUCACAACUGUCCUUCCUCAGCCAGCCAGCAAUCAGAAAUCAUUGAGAUCAGCGCAAAGAGGCUUUCAGAACCUGAAGAAACCUCACCAGGAACAAACCGGAGCCCGCAGAGAGGAAACGUCACAAACUCUGCCCAGGAUUCUCUACAUUCGCCUGCGCCAACGCUUAUGACAGCAAGGCAACAAUAUGGAAGGACUCACCCUUUGAGGCGGCUUAAAAAAAGAACUGUUAGCACCCUUUACCACACCAUGUAACCCUCAUUGUGUGUGUGUGUCUGUGUGUGUGAGAGAGAGAGAGAGAAAGGGAUCAUGCACCUAGAAAUGGAAAAUAAGUGCAGAUGUAAAACUUAUUCAGCAAAACAAACCAAUGCCUCUUGCCUUAAAGGAUAUGUUUAGUAGUUUCUCUACAUUUUUCCCUACAGAUCCACCAAGAGCCUCUGUGAAAUCUGUGAUGUGCGAUACCAGCGUCAGUGCAAGAACAGUGACAAGGCUAUGAAGGGUCUAGAAAUUCAUUUAAAAAGCAACAAAUCAAUCAUUCGGAUGUUAAUUUGCCUGAGCCUCAGUCUUUACGUCAUUGCUGGUUUCUCCUUUUAUCUACUUGAUAUUUACUUGACUGGUUGGUGGGUGGAAUUGUUCGACCUGAUGUUAUAUAGAAUGUAGCCUCCGUUUUCCUCUUCUCCUGCUUUCAUGUUUGUUCAUUCACAUUUUUUUAGUUAUGCUGGAAAGAAAAAGCUGCAGCUGUUCUUCUGGUACAAUCCUGACAGGUAAAUGAAUCUGCUCAAAAUCACAUCAACACAAACUGGCAGAUUUGGUUCAAAAUGAUCAAAAAUUUUUGGCAAAACUUUGUACCAAAAUUAAAAUAGGACUAAUCAAAGCUGGUUCUAAACAAACAAGAUCUCAGGUUGAACCACAGACAUCAUAGAUUAGCAUUUUCCUUCAAAGAAUGGUAUAUCCAGAGCUGUUGAUAGGAUUUGGAAAUAAUUGCAUAGUUGUACGCCAGUUUAUUGGACCAGAAACAGAAGAGGCGUGCUGGAUUUUUUUGUUUUAUUUUGACUACACAAUACCUCAGUAAGUCGACCAAAUCUGACCUGCACAAACGUCAGGUUCUGGGUUCCUGGAAUGUGUGUCUCAGUCAGAAUCAAUUUUAACUUCAUCACUUGGUAAACUGAUGUAAACUUGUCUCCAUCAUGUCCUUUCACAGUUCUGAUGCCACUCAAACUAGAUUUUUUUUAAAUGUAUGUAUUACUGUGUGGGAGAAAGGGUAGGUUAGGGAGAUUGGGAGUUAAAGGCAGAGUGUAUAUUUGUGGGUUUUCUGCUCUAUUCUCUUUGGGAUGUAAAGGUCUGUGUUGUUGUGAGUGUUGACAUUUUAGGAACUGUAAAUGUUUUUAUAUCUGAUUUGUGUCUGUGUGGGAGUGCGACUGUGUAGCAUAACUUUACCAUGUGGGUGUGUACUUUUUUCUUUCUUUUUUUAAUUGAUCGUUAUCUCUUUUGUACACUUUUUAGGAGUAUACCUGUGACUGGCAAGUGAAGCUUCUCUGCAGUCUAUCAGAAAUGUCUGUACAGGGACGUCUGUCAUACAUGCACUUUACUCCCUUUUUAAUUUUAAAUGUGGCUUUUUUUUUUUUUAAUGUGUGUUUGCUACUUUGGGGGAGCAUGCUUAGGUAGUAGCAGCUGUUGGGUAUGUGUGUGUACUGUCAAAAACUUUUAGUUUUCUUUUAUUUUAAACUGUCAGUGUAAAUAUUCUUUUAUAUCAUGUGCUUCAACUGUGACCAUUAAACAAUGGAAAUUA
Messenger RNA from Amphiprion ocellaris (clown anemonefish), 5522 nucleotides. It is a transcript of the gene ssh2b, whose product is annotated as slingshot protein phosphatase 2b. The record is from RefSeq and is a predicted model, not a curated record. Gene Ontology annotation, molecular function: protein tyrosine/serine/threonine phosphatase activity; actin binding. Gene Ontology annotation, cellular component: cytoplasm. Lineage: Eukaryota; Metazoa; Chordata; Actinopteri; Pomacentridae. Gene Ontology annotation, biological process: negative regulation of actin filament polymerization; actin cytoskeleton organization; protein dephosphorylation. Bases 284 to 3988 code for a protein of 1234 amino acids. The transcript has 14 exons.